This is a messenger RNA of Dermatophagoides farinae (American house dust mite), 1014 nucleotides long. Its product is annotated as cytidine/uridine monophosphate kinase Dak1. The record is from RefSeq and is a predicted model, not a curated record. Gene Ontology annotation, biological process: pyrimidine nucleotide biosynthetic process; 'de novo' pyrimidine nucleobase biosynthetic process. Lineage: Eukaryota; Metazoa; Arthropoda; Arachnida; Sarcoptiformes; Pyroglyphidae. Gene Ontology annotation, molecular function: ATP binding.
GCACAUUCUCAUCGAUGAUCAUCAUUGGAAAUAUUUUGUCAAUGCAAAUAUAAAUCAUCGAAAAGCAAAUAGGCUUGGCUUGCCAACGUUAACAUUCUUUUUUGUUCAUGAUUAAUGUCCGUUAUCAUCAUAAAACGUUGGCUAAGUUAUAGUCGAAAUUGUAUUGUAAAUUUGUACCUAGAACGAUCGCAACAACCCAACUACUGCCUUGUAUUAUUAUCAAAAAUCCACGGAUUCUCAUUGACAUAUAGAUUUUUUAAUAAUUGUAAAAUGUAUGAUUGGAACAAUUUACCACGACCAAAUGUGAUAUUCGUACUUGGUGGUCCAGGUGCCGGUAAAGGUACCCAAUGCAGUUUGAUUAGUAAGAAAUUUGGCCAUGUGCAUUUAUCAGCCGGUGAUCUACUUCGUAAGGAACAAAAUACAGCAGGUUCGCAAUAUGGUGAAUUAAUAGCUGAACAUAUUAAAAAUGGAACAAUUGUACCGGUGGAAAUUACAUGUAAACUGUUGAUGAAUGCAAUGUUGGAAAAUAUGAUUUCACUGGCUAAAGUGGUCAAUGGCACUGAUAAGCCAAUAGCUGUUGGAAAUUUCCUUAUCGAUGGAUUUCCACGUAAUCAAGAUAAUUUGGAUGGUUGGCAAAAAUUUGUUGGUGAUAAAGUUAAAGUUGAAUUAGUUUUAGUGUUUGAAUGUCCGGAGGAAGUGUAUAUUGCACGUUGUUUAAAACGUGGACAACAUUCCGGACGUGCUGAUGAUAAUCCGGAAUCAAUGAAAAAACGAUUGGAUACACAUCUAAAUCAAACAAUGCCUAUCGUUAAAUAUUAUGAAAAACUCAAUUUAGUCAAACGAAUUGAUUCAAGCCGUAGUAUCAAAGAAGUACACGAAGAAUGUUGCAAAAUUUUACAAUCAUUAAUGGGUAAAAAAAAUUGAACUGAGCCAAUCGAUAAAUUCGUUCGUUUAUUUUUCUAUUUCUAUUUGAACAGAAAAGAAUUCAUCAUUAAACUUUCAACUUUUCGAAAA